Echinostoma caproni is the source of this 744-nucleotide messenger RNA. The record is from the annotation of a GenBank genome assembly. Lineage: Eukaryota; Metazoa; Platyhelminthes; Trematoda; Plagiorchiida; Echinostomatidae.
AUGGUGAUUCACAAGAAACCCGAAUUUUUGGCACCCUAUUUUAACGCCAAGCGUCAGAAACUGCUGAAAGAGAUCGAACGGAACGCGGAUCAACGUUCCGCGAUCACUGAGGCCUCGGUGAUCAGUCGUGCGAUGCACGGUCAGAAUCGGCUCAAACAGGAAUCCGACGCGGCGAACACCUCGGACUCGGCCACAGCCAAACCUGUGGAUGAACGGACCCGUCUACUUCCCCCGUUCAAUCUGAAUGCAUCGUGCCCGCAGGACGUGUACCCAUUAGACAAACUGAUCCCAUCGCGUGUGUUGCAAGCUCUGGCCCCGGAGGUUGAGACAUUGGCCGCGGCAUCUGCCCGCUCCUAUCAACAGUGGUCAGAGCAGGGCGUCUAUCAGCCGUGUGUGCUCAGUCGUUUGCUCGCGCUUUCCACUGCUGCCCUGGACGGGAAAGAAGCUGCCCGGACGGGGACGGGUAAUCGGACGAGGAUAGCCCAAUGCUUGGCCCUAACCAGUCACAUGCUUGCUCUCUACGGGUUGCAUUCAACCGACAUACAACGGAAACAGCCCCUACCCGAUACCCCAGUCGUAGUCUCCAAGUAUUUGCUGACCGAGUUCACGGCUAUGAUUAGUCGGGGCGGAUCCAGUUUCCUCAAAGUUCGGUAUGUUGUUAAUAUUUUCUGUUACGUAGUUUUUUCAUGUAGUGCAUGCAAUUCGACGUGGAUCACCGUCAAUUUCAAUAAACGCACCGUUUAA